This is a messenger RNA of Engraulis encrasicolus (European anchovy), 2451 nucleotides long. RefSeq names its product protocadherin gamma-A11-like. Gene Ontology annotation, biological process: homophilic cell-cell adhesion. The record is from RefSeq and is a predicted model, not a curated record. Gene Ontology annotation, molecular function: calcium ion binding. NCBI's taxonomy places the organism in Eukaryota, Metazoa, Chordata, Actinopteri, Clupeiformes, Engraulidae. The coding region runs from base 1 to 2451 and encodes 816 amino acids. Gene Ontology annotation, cellular component: plasma membrane. The transcript is spliced from 2 exons.
AUGGCGGCUCUUUGUGGUGAGGAUACAAAGAGAGCCACCUCGAUACCGAAGAGUCGGCCAUGGCAGACUCACAUCCUCGUGCUGGUUUUCUUUGUUGUGGAGGUUGCUCGUGGCCAAGUCCGGUAUUCUAUUCCAGAGGAAAUGACAAAAGGAUCUGUUGUGGGGAAUAUCGUUCAAGAUCUUGGUUUGGAUAUAAAGAGGUUAAAGUCCGGACGGGCGAGGAUCUUUACCGAUGAUAGCCGUGAGUACAUCGGCCUGAAUGCAGAUAAAGGCACGCUGGUUGUGAAAGAGAGAAUAGACCGAGAGGAGCUGUGCGCAAAAGUAACCCCUUGCUCUUUACAUUUCCAAAUCAUUUUGGAUAAUCCUAUGGAGUUUCACCGUAUAGAUGUAGAGAUUUUAGACAUCAAUGAUAAUGCUCCGGCUUUUAAUAAGAAAGAAAUGAAUUUUCAGAUUAGCGAAUUGGCAGUGCCGGGUGCAAGAUACUCGCUUGACAGUGCGAAAGAUGCUGAUGUUGCAUCAAAUGCUUUGCAGUCGUACACUCUGCAGCAAAAUAAUCAUUUUACAUUAAAGACCAUAACUCGCCCAGAUAAUACAAAAUACGCAGAGAUGGUGCUGAAAUCACCUCUAGACAGAGAGACGAAUGAGGAACAUAGAUUAUUAUUAACUGCGUAUGAUGGUGGCGACCCACAAAAAUCUGGAACAAUCAGAAUUAAUAUUGUUGUUCUGGAUGCAAACGACAAUGCACCAGCUUUUACGCAGUCACUUUACAGAGUGUCUGUGCCUGAAAACACGUUAAAAGGCACGGUUAUGUUGACAGUUAGUGCGACAGAUGCAGACCAGGGAACAAAUGGAGAGGUGGUUUAUUCUUUGUCACAGAGCAGCGACAGCAUUUCUGACCUCUUUGAUAUCAAUGCAGACACGGGGGACAUUAUCGUCAACGGACUAAUAGACUUCGAAAAAUCAAAAACAUAUGAAUUAAAUGUAGAGGCAACCGACAAAGGAGGGUUAACAGAUACUAGUAAAGUCCUUAUUGAUGUGUUAGAUGUAAACGACAACGCCCCUGUUAUCAGCGUAAUCUCCUUCUCCAACCCAGUGCCCGAGGAUGCUGUGCCAGAGACGGUCAUCGCCAUCCUCAACGUAAAAGAUGUCGAUUCUGACAAAAACGGGCGAGUGAAAUGUAGUAUUGACUCAAAUUCACCUUUUCAAAUAAAACCAUCAAGUUCCAAUUUAUACAGUUUGGUUACUGAUGGCAUUUUGGACCGAGAAAGGGAGUCUGAGUAUAACAUUACUGUCACAGCUACAGAUGAAGGCUCGCCCUCGUUGUCAACAAACAAAACAAUGACGCUGAAAAUAUCUGAUGUAAAUGACAACCCCCCUCUCUUUCCCCAAAAGUCAUACACAGCUUACAUUACGGAGAACAACUCAGCAGGGGUGUCCAUAUUUGCUGUAGAAGCACUGGACAAAGACGCAGGUAAUAACGCGCGUGUAUCCUAUUUCCUCGACGAAUCUAGUGUUAAUGGCGUGCCUGCGUCAGAAUACGUCACUGUGAAUGCAGAGAGCGGCGUGAUUGUGGCUGCUCGUUCUUUUGAUUAUGAGCAAAUAAAGGAAUUCCACAUUCGAGUGAAGUCACAAGACGGAGGCUCGCCGCCUCUCAGUAGCAACGCAAGUGUCAAAAUAAUUAUUCAAGACUUGAACGAUAAUUCCCCACAGAUUCUUUAUCCAGUGCAGACUAGUGGCUCUGUGCUGGCUGAGAUUGUGCCUCGCUCAGUAGAUGCUGGCUACCUAGUUACUAAAGUGGUAGCCGUGGAUGUGGACUCUGGCCAGAACGCCUGGCUCUCAUAUAACCUACAAAAAACAACAGACAGGGCUCUGUUUGAAGUGGGCGCACAGAAUGGUGAAAUAAGAACUAUUCGCCAAGUGACUGAUAAAGAUGCUAUUAAGCAGAAGCUCACUGUCAUUGUGGAGGACAACGGACAGCCCUCUCGCUCUGCUACGGUCACGCUUAACGUGGCUUUGGCUGACAGCUUUCCAGAAGUGCUCUCUGAAUUCACAGAUUUUACGCACGACAAGGAGUAUAAUGAAAACCUGACAUUUUAUUUAGUUCUUGCUCUUGCUGUAGUAUCUUUUCUGUUCAUCGUGUCCAUCAUAGCCAUACUGUCAGUGAAAUGCUUCAGAUGGAGACGUGAGAGGAUGUUUUAUAAGUCCAAUGGAAAUCUCCCAGUCAUUCCAUACUACCCACCACUUUACGCAGACGUGGGAGGAACUGGUACUCUUCAGCACGUUUAUAACUACGAAGUCUGCAGAACCACCGACUCUAGAAAAAGUGACUUGAAGUAUAACCAGCCAUGUAGUCAGAGCAUGAUUAGCCUGGACAGCACUGGAACGCAAACUCUUACGCACAGGCAAAUGGACAAACUCAUCCUUGAUGAUACUGAAAAGGGACGCUGUUGA